Messenger RNA from Strigops habroptila (Kakapo), 3283 nucleotides. RefSeq names its product palmdelphin (gene PALMD). NCBI's taxonomy places the organism in Eukaryota, Metazoa, Chordata, Aves, Psittaciformes, Psittacidae. Gene Ontology annotation, cellular component: membrane; cytoplasm. The transcript has 8 exons. The coding region runs from base 251 to 1906 and encodes 551 amino acids. The record is from RefSeq and is a predicted model, not a curated record. Gene Ontology annotation, biological process: regulation of cell shape.
UCCAACUUGUCAGUCAACUCAUGCCAGCACUCUCCACGUCUGCCUCUUCUACACACCCUCAUUGCAUGUGUCUGUCUGGACUGAUCUGCUCAUCUGUGCAGGGACUCUCCUGACAAGUGAAAAAUUCUGCCUGCUCUCUGCCCUGGAAUUGGAUCAAAUCACCUCAGCUUUUUCAUAGCCCCACCAGGAGGCUUUUGCUUAUGGUCUCAGUCUGUUUUCCUUCACUACUUGUCUGUUUUUGAUUUCUAGAAUGGAGGAAGCCGAAUUGCUGAAAGAAAGAUUCCAGGCCAUAACAGACAAAAGAAAACUGCAAGAAGAAAUUACACAGAAACGUCUAAAAGUGGAAGAGGAAAAAAUGAAACACCAACAUUUAAAGAAAAAGGCCUUGCGAGAAAAAUGGCUCUUGGAUGGCCUUAGUUCUGUCACUCCAAAAGAGCAAGAAGAAAUGCAAAAGCAGAAUCGGGAGGACCAACAACGAACUCAUGAGCUGGAACAAGACAUUUUCAGAUUGGAGAAGGAAAUUGAGGCCCUGGAAAGAGAGGAAAUGGAAGUCUCAGCUAAGGAAGAAGCAAUUUUAAAGAAACUUAAGUCUGUUGAGAAAACAACGGAAGACAUAAUAAAGUCUGUGAAGGCUGAAAAAGCAGGAGUUGAAAAAGAGGCAGACUACAUAUAUGCCAGCAUACCUGACCUGCCCAAGCAUUUCAGGCCUUCCACACUGAGAAGUCCAGCACAUGCUGCCACCGAUGAUGAAGAGAAGAGGAAAGCAUUGUUUGCCAUGGAAAUUAAAGUUGAGAAAGACAUGAAGACAGGAGAAAACACAGUGUUAUCAACAAUACCUCUUCCCUCAAAGGAGUUUAAAGAGACAGGAAUUAAAGUCUAUGACGAUGGCAGGAAGUCGGUCUACGCAGUGUCCUCAAACGGCAGCACGACACAAAACGGGGUGGAUGAACUUGCUCCUGUGGAGGUGGAGGACCUGCUACGGCAGGCAACUGAAAAGAAUUCCCAGUCUCCCACAGAGUACCAUGAGCCUGUGUUUGCAAACAAGUUUUGCAGGCCAGUUACUCCUCAGAAAGACAAAUUAGUCCCUGGACCAAAACUGGAAGACACACAUAGAAGAGAGAUGAAUGGAUUUAGCAACCAUCAGACAGAAUUCUCCCCCAAAACAGAGCCCUUUAUGCAGCAACAUAAAGAGAAUGGGCUUGAUCUUCCAAAGGUAAUACAGCCAAAAUCUCCCUCUCCAGUCCCUUCACAUUCAGAGAAGAAUGUGCACACUAAUCCUCAGAACAGGAUGAUACAUAAUGAGGGAAGAAAAGCUGCGCAUGAGGAAUUAAAACCUUACCAGAGUACCAAAGAAAGACAUAAUGAGACAAGGUUUUUAAGUCCCUGCCAUCUUAAUGAAACAUCCCCUGCACCUCAAGAUGAGGAAGAUGCUCACUACAGCAUUGUCCAAGCUGUGCCAUGUUACGUGGAUGAUUCUGAACCAGUAACCAUGAUUUUCAUGGGUUAUCAGCGCAUUGAUGAUGACGAUGCAGAGGCAAACCAAAAGUUAUUGCGAUACGAUGGGGUUAUCCGUGCAGAGUUAGUUAUCAUUGAUGAUGAUGAUGAAGAGGACAGCAAAUCUGAGAAACCAGCAUAUCAUCCCAUAGGCCACUAUAGUCAGGUUUAUCAGCCACCGAGCAGGAAGGCCACAGAAGUCCCACAGAUGAACCCUGUGAGCAGUCUGGGCACAAGUUUGAACAAGGUACCCCACAAAAACUCCAUCUCCCUGCAAGAACAAGAGGAACGCUUAAGCUCUCCAACACACCAUGCUCACCUUCAUGGCCAGGGAUCUGGAGAUGGCACUGAAGAUCCCUCACUAACAGCUCUGAGGAUGAGAAUGGCAAAGUUGGGGAAAAAGGUGAUUUAACAGCUGUAAUGACAUGGAAGUAAAGUUUGCUACUCAAAACAGAAUAAAGCUAAGAAGAGUUUCUGCAGCACACCUUUUUUGGAUCAGAAUGCUUGCUUUGCUCCUCUCUUUUAUGCAUCUGGGUUAUUUUGCCCUCUGCAUAACCCAAUGGACUUGAACAGACUUUUAGAUUUGACCAACUGCCACAUACACACAAAUCACUCCCUGGAUUUCACUGUAAGUAGUGGAUAUACACAUAAAUGCAGUGUAUAUCCAAGUACGAAGACAUGUGCAUACCUGUUCCCACAAUCAGGAAUAUGCUGUUGCUAUGUACAUAAAGCAGAUAAACACCCAUCUCUGAGGAACUUCACAGGACAUUGUUUCACUUCCAAGUUUGAUCUACCCAGUUGUGAUUGAAAAUGCCAUUUUGCUGGUAAAAGCAAUGGUUAAUAAAAAACUAAGCAUGAGAGGUAGGAGCAGGAAGAAAUAUAAAUAUUAAACCUGGUUUCCAAGCAUACCACCUUGGCCAAGAUUUAAAGCAUUCCUUUUUAAGUGACACCAAAAGAAACUAAAACACUAAAGAAGUCGAUUUAAAUCUUUAGCUGCCUUCUAGAGCUGCACAGUCCAGUCACCCUUCUCUUUUACAUAUGACCACAUAGCCAUCCUCAGCCCCUGCUCCCUUCAACACUAUGAACAGCCUGACCUUCCAAGCACUGUUUCCCUUCCUAGGUUGCUUAGAAAUCCAUGCUUUUCCAGGAAACUGGUUACCAGACAGACAAUGCCUGGCCAGGGAGUGCAGGCAUCCCAACAGAAACACUAGCGUUGCCAAUGGCUUGUCCUGCAGCAUCAAGAGAAGGUCCGUUAGAGGUGCAGCCACUGCUGGGCACUGUGGUCCAAGGCUCCCACCAAUGAGCAGGUUAAUUCUUUCCACAUGAGGGAGGAGCUGAGGGCCCUAAAAGCAGCCAUAAGGUACAGUUACACCUAGAGAAAUACAUGCAAUUUGGAUUUUUCCAGUACAUAGUUCUUGCGGGGUGGGAAAAAGUGCCUCCAAGCACUACAUCCUUCUUUUCAAAUCAGUAUGAUAGGUCUUAGCCUGGUUUGAAUCACUGCACAGCUAAAGCUCAGGUUGUGUUAUUCUACUACAGCUGACCCAAAUUAUGCACCAGCAAAAAAACAAAUGACCAUAAGUUUUUUGCUGGUCUUCCUCAUUUUAGAGCAGGAAACUAAAGCUACUACCUCAUACUGAGGCAGGAUGGUAGGAAUCAGCUGACGUGUAGCCUCUGAGUACUUGGUGGCUCCCAGUCUGAAGUGGGUAAAAAUCUCCAAUUUUAGGACUUGUCAGAGAUGGUUACCUGAAGAGUGGAAUGGUAGAUAAACCAAAUAAAUAUAACUAUCACA